AUGACGCUGAUUCUAGACGCUUACUCACCGAUACGUUAUUCACCAAAAGGCUUAUCCGAACUGUUCACAUUGAACAUGCAGUGGCGUAUCUCGGUUGGAGCAUCGUUCAGUUUGUACCAUAGGCUGAAUCGUCGCAGAAGGAAGAGGGAAAAAAUAUUUGAUGCAUUCCACGGCAAGAUGGCUGGCGUCAACUUCAACGGUCUCAUGAUACUGGACCUACUUGCGCAAGGUUGGUUCACAAUUGAUGGUGUGCUGAUGACGCUGAACUGA
Molecule: messenger RNA, 270 nt
Organism: Anisakis simplex (herring worm)
Lineage: Eukaryota; Metazoa; Nematoda; Chromadorea; Rhabditida; Anisakidae
Source: the annotation of a GenBank genome assembly